Molecule: messenger RNA, 1107 nt
Organism: Adineta ricciae
Lineage: Eukaryota; Metazoa; Rotifera; Eurotatoria; Adinetida; Adinetidae
Source: the annotation of a GenBank genome assembly
AUGGUUGUGGGAAAAAUUGUCAUCGCGAUUGUCGCAAUCGUCGCUGCCAUGGUCGCUAUUUCAGCAGCAAUUGUUCUAAGUCUUAUAUCGGUUUAUAUACCCGAUCAAAGUACUUCGGUGACAGCGUAUCAGAAGUGCCUAACAGUGGCGUCUAAAUUCGCAACAACGGUCACUGGACCAGUUUCAAACAUUACAACAACAACAGGUGUCACUGUGACAUGUUCACAACUAGGAUCAACUUCAUGUCCAGGUUCCAUGGUAAAUGGAAUAUGUACUUGGCAACGCAAAUUGGCUGUGACAUGCAUUGAUGGAACAACUGUUCGUAUUCGAGUGCAAUCCAAUGGUCUACCUGGAAGAUGCAUGGAUGUUCCAUCAACUACUUCUAUUUCGGAACAAAAUGUCGAUUUCGCAGUCAACUUCAAUCCGACAGUUAGUGUUAAUUCACCGAUAUUCUCACCAACCACUCAAACACAACUGGACGCUAUAUCCUGUAACAUUACAAGUCAAAGCUCAGCUCCGUCAUGGUCAAAUUUAGUUACCUACUCAACAACUUCGUUGGAUACCUUAGUUGGAGUAAGUAUUGAUAAUGUCGCCAUUCUCAAUGUCAACAGCGCCAAUAUGGUUGAUCCAUUCUAUCCAUCAGGUAGCUAUAGCGCAGAAUCAGUCGAUAGCUGUUUGGCACAUCCUCAGACGAGUGGUGUGUAUCACUACCAUGCUGCUAGUGGAUGCUCUGUCUCACCUCCAACAGGCAACAUUUCGCUGUGUAGUACGUCAAAUGGAUGUUCAACAAAUGUCGCUGGUUGGAUCACAUCGACAUGGCCUUCAUCAGCCAAAAAACUAACUGUUAUCGGUAUCGCCAAAGAUGGUCAUGUCAUUUAUGGACCAUACCUUAAUGGUGGUAAAUUAGUUACCACCGGUAUCGAUAUUUGCAAUGGAAUGUUCUAUGAUAGCAGUGGUGACUAUGGUUAUUUUGCCACAACAAAAUAUCCAUAUAUUACUGGCUGUUUUGGACCUUCGAACUAUCCGUCGGUUGGCCCUAGUUGCACGACAAAUGGUCAACAAUCGUACACAAUGUCAAGCUAUGCAGCUGCGAGAUAUACUGGAUAA